This is a messenger RNA of Suhomyces tanzawaensis NRRL Y-17324, 375 nucleotides long. RefSeq lists its product as uncharacterized. The coding region runs from base 1 to 375 and encodes 124 amino acids. The transcript has a single exon. The record is from RefSeq and is a predicted model, not a curated record. Lineage: Eukaryota; Fungi; Ascomycota; Pichiomycetes; Serinales; Debaryomycetaceae.
AUGACAGGACCCCCACCUAGACAGAGAUUGCCGUCCAGACUCGACGUGUUCCACAAAGACCUUAAGCUCGACAUCCGAGCCCACCAGCGCACGUAUGAAGGAGCCUACACCAGAAGUGCUAUAGGAUGCUUAUCGUUUUCUAUCGUGAUCAUCAAAUUGUUCUCCAAGGAAUUUCUUCCAGUAGGAGCAGUAUAUACAGUAUAUGGAUGCCUAUUGUACUUCAUUGGGUUCUUCAAAGCCGCCUCUGUGGAUGUGUAUUACAACCCGGAUAAUCACAUGGAAGUCUACAACACUUCAGGAAAUACGGUUGUGCUUUUGACUGUCAUCAGCUUGGCGAGCUAUGUGACGUUGCUCGUGUUGAUCUUGCGAAUGUGA